UAUCACUGUAAGGAGUGUGGGAAAGCCUUCAGUCAGUCGGCACACCUCACUAACCAUCUAAGAACCCACAAUGGGCAGAGACCUUAUGAAUGUAAGGAGUGUGGAAAAGCCUUCAGCCAUGCCUCCUCUCUCACUGCACACAUGCGGACUCACAGUGGAGAGAGGCCUUACGAGUGUAAGGAAUGUGGGAAAGUCUUCAGUUAUUCCUCAGCCCUCACUAUGCAUAAAAGGACUCAUAGUGGAGAGAGGCCCUAUCACUGUAAGGAAUGCGGGAAAGCCUUUAGUCGUUCUUAUCACCUGUCCGAACACAUCAGAACGCACAGUGGAGAGAGGCCUUUUGAAUGUAAUGAAUGUGGGAAAGCCUUCAGUUGUUCCUCUGCCCUAAGUACACAUACACGAACUCACAGUGGAGAGAGGCCGUAUGAAUGCCAGGAGUGUGGGAAGUCCUUCAGUCAGGCCUCAGACCUCACUAGACACGCAAGAACUCACAAUGGAGAGAGACCCUAUGAAUGUAAGGAGUGUGGGAAAGCCUUCAGUCGUUCCUCAUCCCUCACUACACACAUAAGAACGCACAGUGGAGAGCGGCCUUACAAGUGCAAGAAAUGUAGGAAGGCCUUUACACAGGCCUCAGCCCUCACUACACACGUGCGAACGCACAGCGGAGAGAGGCCGUAUGAGUGUAAGGAGUGUGGGAAAGCCUUCAGGUGUUCCUCAUUCCUGACCACACACAUGCGGACUCACAGUGGAGAGAUGCCUUAUGAAUGUAAGGAAUGUGGGAAACUCUUCAGGCAAGCCUCAAACCUCACUACACAUAGACGAAUCCAUAGUGGGGAGAAGCCUUACGAAUGUCAGGAAUGUGGGAAAGCCUUCAGAUGCUCUUCACACCUCAGUACGCACAGAAGGACUCACUGUCGGGAGGCCUUGUGA
This is a messenger RNA of Chrysochloris asiatica (Cape golden mole), 927 nucleotides long. Its product is annotated as zinc finger protein 699-like. Lineage: Eukaryota; Metazoa; Chordata; Mammalia; Afrosoricida; Chrysochloridae. The annotation marks the transcript as partial. The transcript has 2 exons. The record is from RefSeq and is a predicted model, not a curated record.